AUGCGCCGCAUCGCACGCACGACUCCGCCCGAGGCGGCGCAACCUUCUUCGGCUAUGAACGACCCCCAAACGCAGUCCCUGCCAUACACCACCCAUGCAUCCUCCGCCGUGACCCCCGCAGCGACUUCCUCCGAGCAGGACCAUCAUCGCUCCCCCGUCUACCCCGAUCUCCUGGGCGGCCCGCCCAUCCCCCCGCCGAGGACCUCGUCAACCCACCGGAGUCACCACGGUUCGAGUGCACGACCCGCGGCGUCCGGAGAAAAGAGCUCGAGCUCGCGGCAUGGCAAGAACAGGGCGGAUGAUCGGAGCACAAACCACCGGGAGACAAGGGACGACGAUACCCAUUAUCCACACAUGGAGGAGCAGGAGAUCAGCGCUCUCCAUUCGGAUGAAGCCAUGGAGGGCCCCGGCACGUUACCCAAGGAGUCCAGUUCGGUGAUCAACCAGGUCCUGGUGAGCGAUCCGUCGGUGGAUAUCGAGCGGGAGCAGGUGCGGCAAGUUGGAACAUCGGCGUCCCCGUCGACGGAGAGUGCUCCGGCAUCCGGGCUGGGUUUGGUCGGGAGUGACGGUGUGGAUGAUGGAGGUCGCGGAGGACUGCGAAGUCGGCACGACUACUCGGAGCAAGACGCCAAGCGCAAGGAAACGACGUUCGGGCAAUAUAUUCUCGGGCAGACGCUAGGAGAGGGCGAGUUCGGAAAGGUGAAACUCGGUUGGAAAAGAGAUGGCACCAUCCAGGUGGCUAUCAAGCUGAUUCGCCGGGAGUCGCUUGGAUCGAACCCCAGCAGGUUACCCAAGAUCUAUCGCGAGAUCUCGAUUUUGCGGGAGCUGGCUCACCCGAACAUCGUCCGGCUGCAUGAGAUGGUCGAAACGGACCGGCACAUUGGAAUCAUCAUGGAGUAUGCCUCUGGAGGCGAGCUUUUCGACCAUAUCUUGAACAACCGCUAUCUCAAGGACAAUGCCGCCCGGCGCCUGUUCGCGCAACUCGUGUCCGGCGUUGGCUAUCUCCACAAGAAAGGAAUCGUCCACCGAGACUUGAAGCUGGAAAACUUGCUCCUGGACCGGAAUCGCAACAUCAUCAUCACCGACUUCGGGUUUGCCAACACCUUCGACCCGAUUGACGAGCUGGGCGACGAGAUUGAAUACAAUCUGACUAACAAAGACUUUGUGAAGAGAAUGCGCCUCGACAAGCCGAACUCCAAGGGCCUACGACGGGGUGAUCUGAUGCAGACCAGCUGUGGGAGCCCCUGCUACGCCGCGCCGGAGCUCGUGGUAAGCGAUUCGCUCUAUACCGGGCGCAAGGUCGAUGUGUGGAGCUGCGGUGUCAUUCUGUAUGCCAUGCUGGCGGGCUAUCUGCCGUUCGAUGACGAUCCAGCUAACCCGGAUGGUGACAAUAUCAACUUAUUGUACAAGUAUAUUGUGACUACACCGCUGACAUUCCCCGAAUAUGUGACCCCCCACGCUCGCGAUCUCUUGAGACGCAUUUUGGUGCCAGAUCCGCGAAAGCGGGCGGACCUUUUCGAGGUUGCCCGGCACAGCUGGCUGAGCGAGUACUCGCACAUCGUAUCGCACAUCACAAGCAGCACAACCAAGGUUUCUGACAUCGCUACAGCCACGGUCGCCCAGGGUAUGGUCCCCUCUGGAAAUCCUGCUGGCCCGGUCGCUGAUUCGGCUCGCACAGAACCGCACAAAGAGGCACCGUCGCUGGCCCGGAGCGCAUCCGUCAGGGAACCUCCCAAGGCGUACCAGGGUAAUGUCUCUUCUGUUGGAGGACUCAUCCACCAUGCAGGGGACAUCUCGCAAGAACAAGCGAGCGAACGGUCCAAGACCCCCCGAGACACGAAACGACGCACCGUCCAGGUCGAAUACGUUGCUCCCCAGUCGCAGACGACCCGGGGCGAAGUUCCUGCUGGCGCGGAGUCUGCGGACAUGCCUGGGCCGUCCGAGCCUCGGGCAACGAGAACAAGAUCGAACAGCCGCGGCAUGGUGCCCAAUGUGCAGCCAAGCAUUCUACCCCACGAUGUGCACGGCGGGUCAAGCGUGCGGACAGAAAAGGCAGCCGCUGGCUCGGCGCCGGCGCCUGUGACAGUGCCUCACUUGCCUCGCUCGACUUCGGACACCACUGCCCCCCACGCAACCCGCCCAACCACCGGUGGCUCCAUGGCCUCGUUCAACGCCGGUCGUUUGCCAUCACGAGGAUCCUAUGGACAGCCGGUGGCCCCGACUGUGGCUGCGACCAACGCACAGGGUCGGCUGGCACAGCCUAAAAGCAAGCAAUAUGUCAUCUCCGCUCCGAUCCCGCAAGACCCGUCGCAACAGUCGAUUGGCCAGCCGAGUACUCAGCAACUUCCGGCCAAGUUCAACACAACCCCCAGGCAAGAAUCCCCCAAGGGUCACAAGCGAUCCAACACGGUAUCUAGCAUUGGCGAGAAGUUGUUUGGACGGUCUGGUUCUAUAUUUGGCGGACGAGGACAGGCGGGUGGCCCUCGGCAGAAGAAUGGCAAGCGUUACCCCCCCACGAGCAUGAAGGAGCCAUACGGCGGAGACGACACCCGGAUGUCUGUGGACUCGCGGCGGUCAAUUCAAUAUGGGUUCGGCCGCAAGACCAGCGAGACUGGUGCGGAAAACCGACCCCGGAGGUUCUCACUUCUGCCGCCGUCGUUCUCGCUGAAGGGCUUCUCUUCCAGCAGAUCACAAACGCCUGAGGAAGAGUCGCAAACAGAUCGCUCCACCGAGAACCGAGUCGAACCAAGCCCGUCAACCAGCGCCGUGCGCCCGCGCCCGCGCGCUACUAGCUACGGAACGCAGGAUACCUUUGGCAUGGCGCCCGAAGGAGUCCCAGGAGACGAGGCCGUAUCCCAGGAUGAGCCUGUCAACUACCAGGCACGAAUCGACCAGCAAUUUGCCGUGCUGCACUCGAAUCAGUCCGGUAUCUACCAACCGACCUCGUACAGUGCAACUUCGGCGGAACAAGUGUACCAAACCGACAACGACCACUACUACCGGAACCAGUACGCCAACCACUCGACACCUAACUACUCGGACGAUUACGCUGGCCCACACGACAAAGGGCCACGGCCGUCGAUGCAAGCCGGCCGACCUGGGAGAGGCACCGGUGUCUUGCCCAAAAACCAUCGCAAAUUCGCGGACGCCUACGAGUAUGAGCAGAACCUGGCACACCGUCCCGGCAGCUCCGGCGCCGCUCGGAAGGUGAUGGACUUCUUCCGUCGACGAGCCAAGUCGAGAGCCGGAGACGACCGGUAG
This is a messenger RNA of Aspergillus heteromorphus CBS 117.55, 3261 nucleotides long. RefSeq names its product putative serine/threonine protein kinase (Kin4). Bases 1 to 3261 code for a protein of 1086 amino acids. Gene Ontology annotation, biological process: microtubule cytoskeleton organization; protein phosphorylation; intracellular signal transduction. Gene Ontology annotation, cellular component: cytoplasm. The transcript is spliced from 3 exons. The record is from RefSeq and is a predicted model, not a curated record. Gene Ontology annotation, molecular function: ATP binding; tau-protein kinase activity; protein serine/threonine kinase activity. Lineage: Eukaryota; Fungi; Ascomycota; Eurotiomycetes; Eurotiales; Aspergillaceae.